GUUUCCGAAUGGAUUGUGUGCUGCAGCUGCAUGUGGCCAUGUGGUUUUGACAAGUUGAGUUGUUAUCAUGGGAAAGAAUAAAAACAAAAAUCCUAAUACAAAAGACAAAUUACCACCUAAAUUAAAAAAGAAAUUUAAAAAAUUUCCAAAAAAAGUUGAUAAGGAACAUGUCCAUAAAAACAAUCAAGUUAUUCUACCCAAGAAAAAAGAAUCGGUUAAGAUUGUAUCCAAACUAUCAAAGUUAUUGGAAAAUGCUGACGAAAAAUCUCCAAAACGACCUAAAUGGAAUGAAAUACCUUUAAGAGAACGUAUGUGGCAAAAAUUAAAAAGUGCACGGUUUCGCUAUUUGAAUCAAGAAAUGUAUACCAAAACUGGUAAUGAAGCAAAGAAUUAUUUUAAAACUGACCCCGAAGCAUUUAAGUCGUAUCAUGAAGGUUAUAAGAUGCAAGUCUCACAAUGGCCCAUUAAUCCAUUAGAUGUCAUUAUAAAAUCGUUAAAGAGACAGCCAAAAAAUUUAAUAGUUGCUGAUUUUGGAUGUGGAGAAGCAGUAUUAUCAAUAUCAGUUCCACAAACAGUUCAUUCAUUUGACUUAGUUGCUUUGAACUCACGUGUAACAGCUUGUGAUAUGUCCAAAACACCCUUAAAUAAUGAAAGUAUUGACAUUGCUGUAUUUUGUUUAUCAUUGAUGGGAACAAAUUUACAAGAUUAUUUACUCGAAGCGAAUCGUGUUUUAAAAAUUGGGGGUACAUUGAAAAUUGCGGAAGUUGAAAGUCGUUUUGAAAAAGUGGAUGAUUUCAUUCAAGGAGUUGAAAAAUAUGGUUUUAAAUUAGUAACAAAAAAUUUCAAUAACGCAUUAUUUUAUUUCUUUGAUUUUAAAAAACAGAAUAUUGUAAAAAAUCGUAAAAAAUUACCAACGAUUUCUUUAAAUCCUUGUCUUUACAAAAAAAGAUAA
Molecule: messenger RNA, 952 nt
Organism: Chrysoperla carnea
Lineage: Eukaryota; Metazoa; Arthropoda; Insecta; Neuroptera; Chrysopidae
Product: ribosomal RNA-processing protein 8
Exons: 4
Coding region: 68-952 (294 amino acids)
Biological process (GO): regulation of transcription by glucose; cellular response to glucose starvation; rDNA heterochromatin formation
Cellular component (GO): rDNA heterochromatin; chromatin silencing complex; nucleolus
Molecular function (GO): methyltransferase activity
Source: RefSeq, a predicted model, not a curated record